Molecule: messenger RNA, 825 nt
Organism: Drosophila bipectinata
Lineage: Eukaryota; Metazoa; Arthropoda; Insecta; Diptera; Drosophilidae
Source: RefSeq, a predicted model, not a curated record
ACAAUUUGGCGUUUAGUUCUCCUCCGCGUGCGCCAAAACCAAGUGGGCUAAAAAGUUGUCCAACUUCGACUGCAGAUCGUGAUUCCGAAUUCCAGAUAUCGAAAGAUGCACUUCAGAGGACACGGGAGAAGGAUGGCGUUCAGUCUACUGCUGGCCAGUCUCCUUGUAGGCCUGGCACUGGCUCAAGGCCCCGGACAGGACUCGCCCCAUGUCCGGCACAAGCGCGGCAUCUUCUGGGACUUUUUCCAGAAGAUGGUCAUCACGAAGAACCUCAUAGUAGACCAAUAUGUGGACACCCGGAACACCCUGAACGACGUCUACAACGUGGUGAACGAGCAAUUCAGCGAUCCUGGACCAGCGAAGCCGACGAGUAGUCCUCGCGUGACCACCGAGAAGACCGUAAGAUCCUCUGAGGUAACCCCUAAAACACUAUUGACCGAAAUCGAAUUCCCGCAGUCAAUCAGCGGCGAGGAAAGCGGAGGUGAAAGCGAGGAACCCUCCACCACCACCGAGUCCUUCUCCAUCUCGAGGUACGAGCUGGGCCGGAUCCUGGGGAGGAACUUCCGGGGCCUCCAGCGCCUGGCGAUGAGCGAGUUCAGCACGGCCCUCAACGCCACCAAGUACAACCUGGCCGAGUACAAGGCCGAGGCGGACAAGCAGUUCGCCAACAGCCUGGCCGUCGAGAAGAAGAACAAACUGAAAAGUCUCAAGGGCUGACACUGAGCCGGGCCACGCCCCUUCCCCAAGUGCCUGAUAGUUGUCUCUGUGAUAGGCUGCUCCUCCAUUUUUUCUAUUAUUCCUUAACUUUAUUUAUUUAAUGGUUUU